Molecule: messenger RNA, 986 nt
Organism: Bactrocera oleae (olive fruit fly)
Lineage: Eukaryota; Metazoa; Arthropoda; Insecta; Diptera; Tephritidae
Source: RefSeq, a predicted model, not a curated record
UUCGUAGUACGUCGUAGCGCAGCGCGCCUUUACCCCAGUGGAAUGCAGUAAGUAUUCCCUGCCUUAGUGAGGCAUUAAAAAACUACAGCCGGCAUAUGUAAUUUAAGUAUUUUCGUGUAUUACAAAAGCACAGCGUUUUAAUACAAAUAAAUUUGUUGAAAAUAUGAUAAGAAGGAUAAGAUAAGGUUCGUUUGCUUUUCUCGCGAUCAAAAAGUAUUACUUUCGGCGAAAUUCUUAAAAAUUCUCUUGCGUUAUGCAAUAUUAGCCAAUCACUAAACCAAAUUUAGUGCUCUUUAACAAGGCAGCAUAAACCUAUAUGUAGUAGUAUAUCAUCAUCUAAAAUUCAAUAUAAUUUAACAUCACCUUUUAUAAGUUUUGAGGAAAAUGAAAAAACUAUAUAAAAUAAAAACUACUCGUAUUGAAAUUAAAAUUUUGGUGAUAAAUUGAUUUGCCAAGAUGAGCGACAGCCAAAUUGGCGAUUUGGGUAGCGGUGCUGGCAAAGGUGGUGGCGGCGGUGGCACGAUUCGCGAAGCUGGUGGUUCUUUCGGCAAAAUGGAAGCGGCGCGUGAAGAAGAAUACUUCUACAAGAAGCAAAAGGAACAACUCGACCGUUUGAAAAACGAUCAAAUCCACCAAGCUGAAUUCCAUGCUCAACAGAUCAAGGAACACGAAGAAGCUGUCCAACGCCAUAAGACCUUCCUCGAGAACGUUCAGAAGUAAACACAAGAAGCCAGAAGCUAUAACAUCACUAAACGGCCGCAGCAAAUUUUUUAAAAGAGCUUUCGAAAUUUUAGUAUAAGACCAAAAAAAAACAAACAAUAUCCGAUUAUUUUGCACUUUUUAUAUACUUUAUUUUUGUUAUGUUUUCAACGUCUACAAAGCUAUUCAACAUUUUGCAGUAUUCAACAUUUUGAACGAUUUACACAAUGGAAAUAUAAAUAAAAUUGAGCAAAUGCAAUAAAAAUAUUAAACCUUUUAAUUUGAAA